AGUGCAGCAAAUCCUUAUCCUCAAAUGGCGUUCCCCAGUUUCUAUUCAUGCUUGCAAUGUCGAUAUCCUUAAUGAAUCUCCUGUUGCAGGAACCGGAAUUACGUCACAAGUCUAACGAUGCGUGCAUUUCAUUCACCCGUGAGAAUGUGAUCACGUAAACAGCUGAGUUUACGAGUAGUAAGACGAACAGUACGCUGUACGGUGCCAGCAAAUGAGCCACAGUAAUGUUAAAUUAAGAAAUUAUCGCUCUGGCAAAUCUUGGAUGAUGGCAUAGUCAAGAUAUGGAGAACGAAGCGUUUGUAAAGAUGGAAGACGAAAAAUCGACUCCGUUAUCGACGCCGGUACCAGGAAAGAAGAAAAUAUGGAAAGUUAGGGUAAAGCAAAUUUCGAUGGAGUUGAAUGAAAUGACCAAACACACUUACUAUAAUCAUGGUGAACAUCGUGAAAACCGAAUACAUUUAGCUCUUCAAAAUGAGAGCAUUCCGACCCUUGAAAAAGAGAUAGAGGAGGCGAAAGAAAACGAAGACAUAGAUGGUCUAGACCACCAAGGGUUUGCAGCUUUGCACCACGCUACAAGGUACAACCGAAUCGAUGCAGUAAAGAUUCUUCUGAAGAAUGGUGCUUGUGCAGACGUUCGUACUAAAGAUGAUUGUAAUACUCCUCUUCAUAUUGCUUCAAGAUUCGGAUGGUUAGAAGUGAUUAAACUUCUCCUCGACAACGGUGCAGACCCAACGACACAGAACACGAAUGGCAGCACUCCUCUUCACCUAGCGUGCAGACGAAGCAAGUUAGAAGUGAUUACCCUACUUCUAAAUCAACGUAGUGUUAAUGUCAAUGCUAGAGACAAGCUGCAGCUGACACCAUUACAUCUUGCUGCUGCUCAAGGAUGUCCAAAAACGUGCCAAAUGCUGAUGGAUCAUGGAGCUGAUGUGUUUGCAGUGGCAUCAGACCAAACAACUCCACUUCACUCGGCGAUUUUUAAUGGCAAUGAUAAAUGCGGUGGAAAUUCUGUUGCAGAUACUUUACUUCUAAGAGUAGUGGCUCAAAACACUCGUAAUGUAGAUGAUAUCAUCAAGUCACACGACAUGAACUGCAACACACUCUUGCACAAUUGUGCUCUGACAAAUUCCCUGGAUGUCGCUAAGAAGAUCAUCGAGCUUGGCGCUGAUGUCAACGCUUUAAACACGAAUCUUGGAACGACACCACUCCACGUGGCUUGUGCGAUGGGUGGUUUUGAAAUGGCGAAGAUGUUGGUGGAAAUGAAGGCAGCUUUGCAACCCAAGGACUGUAGUGGCCAAACACCAUUACACAGAGCUGCAAUGUUUGGUCACGUGCAAAUCAUAGAAUAUCUCCUUGACAACGGUGCUGACGUUGACCCACGUGACAAAUCCAACCAAACUCCAUUCCUGGUGGCCGUUGCAAGUAAAAGAACCAAUGUAAACACAGUAAAACUGCUGCUCGGCAGAGGAGCUCAAAUCAAUGCGCAAGACGCAUAUUUGAAAACCUGCUUACAUCUGGCGAUCGAGAAUCAAAACAUCGAGAUUGUUAACUUGUUACUUGAGUAUGAUUCAGGACUAGAAAACCUGAACAGUCCAGAUGUACAAGAAAGAGUUCCUCUGCACUACGCGGCGUUGUGUAAGGAUGUUAAGUGUUUAAAGGCUCUUUUAGCGAAACAAUCGCGCUUAAACUUCCGAGACGAAGAUCAAAAAACCGCUCUGUACCUUGCGGCCGAAAAUAACCGAGCUGAACAUGUGGAAGUCUUGGGACUAGCUGGUUCAUCUGUGAAUGAAAGAAAUGAAGAAGGUAAAACGCCUCUUCAUGCUGCAGCUUGUAACGGAAACAGGAAAGUCUGCAAGGUGUUAAUCAAGCUUGGUGCAGACAUCAACAGCCGCGAUGACAAAAAGCAAACCCCUCUCAUGUGUGCUGCUGUUGAGGGCUGUGCAAAAACAUGCAAGACGUUACUAGAAAAUAAUGCCAAUAUGGACGAUACAAGUGCUGAUGGCGAAACACCUCUACUGAUAGCAGUACGUCACAAUAAUGGCUCGGUUGUCGAGAUGUUGAUGGAUCUUGGCGUUAAUGUCAAGUGUCGUAAUGUUAGUGGGAUGGGAGUCGUUGAGAUGGCGGGAAAGUGGAAUGCUGUGGAUGCUGUCAAAGCUGUUUGUCGUAACAAAAGAUGGAGAGAAGUACUGGAAGACAAUGAUAGCCCCACUGGUGUACGUCCAAUGCAAAUACUCAUCAAUAGCUUCCCCGAGGCAGCUGCAAUUAUAAUGAACAAGUGUAUCAAAAAACCCGAGAAUAUCAACCCAAGACACCAGGACUAUACCAUUGAAUAUGACUUCACACUGCUCGACCCAGGCCCUGACGAUCCAGUUCUCCUAAAUGGUAAACGAUACUUUGGACCGCUGACCAUGGUUGAGCAUCACCGACGCGAUCUUCUCUUGCAUCCUCUGACUCAAACUCUUUUGGACCGAAAGUGGAAAACUUUUGGAAGUUAUAUAUUUUACUUUAGUUUCAUCGUCUACUUGGUGUUUCUGGUUUCCUACAGUUAUUUCAUUAUCACAGAAAGACAAGAGGAGAAAAUGAUGGGUAUUUUGGGUAGCACCAAUAGCACUCUCAAGAUGUCUGCAGUGUACGAAGUAUCAGGGACUAAAUAUGCCAUUGCUUCAAUGAAUCUUGCCUUCGUCAUCUUACAGAUUGCAAGAGAGAUGGCUCAAAUAAUACUACAAGGACGAUCAUACUUUAAAGAUUACGUAAACUUUAUUGAGUGGAUGUUGUACACUUCAGCUACGCUCUUCUUGAUUCCAUACGUCGCUCCUGAUAGCAUGGUCGACUUUCUCUUCGCGUACAUUACUGAUCCAUACUCCUGGUGGCUCAUCGCACUUGUAUCCAUAUUUCUGUGCUUCAUCAACUUUGUGCUGUUCCUGCGUCGCUUUAACAUGUUCGGAAUCUACAUUUCGAUGUUUCUUGAAGUGUUGCGUAGUGUUGUGAAAGUGAUGUUGAUAUUCAUAGAGAUCAUUAUGGCUUUUGCUAUUGCCUUCUUCAUUCUUUUCAAAGAGCAGCCAUCUUUCAAUUCUUUCGUACGUUCCUUUGUCAAGACGACAGUGAUGACCUUGGGAGAGAUAGACUUUACUUCAACAUUUGUUGAUUCCUUGGGUGGAAAUGAAAACGGAAGCCCAGAAAAUCCUUAUCCUCAAGUUGCGUUAGUCUUUUGCUUAGUGUUCAUGUUAGCGAUGUCGAUAUCCCUAAUGAAUCUCUUGGUGGGUUUGGCUGUAGGGGAUAUUGAGAUGGUGAGGAGAAAUGCUGAACUCAAACGACUGGCGAGACAAGUGAAAUUUGUAGCGCAAAUAGAAGACAAAUAUCCAAAGUUCAUUACUCGUAUGAUCUACAAGCCAAGAAUACUUGUCAAACCAAACGAGAAGAAUUUCAGAAAGAGGUUGCAAGACAUAGGAACAUUCUGGGUCGCCACUUUAAAAAACCUUGCAGAAGAAGACCUGUCUCACGAAGAAGAACUGGCCAACACGUCCUCAAAUGACUUCGCAUUGAAACUAGAGAAAAACAGGCAACAGAUCAAGGCUCUCGUUACUGUAAUAGAAAGCCAAACUAAACUAUUGAAUGCAGUAGCGAACAGGAUUGAUCCCCGCCUGGUGUCCGGAACACUCGGUGAUGAUCGUGACUUGGAUAUCGCAGAGCGUGACGGCGUUGCAUGACAGUCGUAAGUGAUGGUGGCGGAACAAGAACGAUUUUAAAGGGACUUUGAUGAUAUUGAGCCGUCUCUGCCAUUUCCCUGCCAAUAUCCUGAACAUGCGCAGUAAGACUUUCGACCAUUGUGGUCACAGUCUCGUGCCCAGAUCUCUAUGGUACGAGACCAUGGCGUGAUCAUGAAGACACGGAUCGACGAAUCGUUAGGCAAAAAGAAUUUCAAGAAAACAACGUGGGAAAACGUCAUCGUUCUUCGUAAUCAAAGAAACCGAGAUAUCUAAAGAUGAUCGAAUCUACUACAAGCCUGUUAAGUGCAUUAUUCACAAAUUACGAUAGAAAAUAGAAGAUCUCAUUCUCUCCGACACAUAGACCCUAUCUCUUUGUUCACCUUGUAUAGUACGUAUACAUUAAAUAGACCUUAACCUUAGAGUGAAGUCAAUAAACCCGUGAAAUAGAUAUUAGACUCACACACAUUAGUAGAGCAUAAUUUUUUUUUUUUUUUUCUUUUUUUGUGCGUGUCUAUUUGACUAUUACACGUUGACUAGAAUGAUUUUCACAUGACCGUGAAAGAAAAUAGACCAUUUAGUUUGUAAUAGUUGAUAAAGAACAAAAGAAAAUCAUUGGUUUAGAGUCUACUACUAACUAUUAGUUUGCCUAUUCUUUCACGAUCAUAUGAAAAUCACUCUAAUAAUUUUAUUUCACGGGUUAAAUGCCUUUACCAGCUCUAAUGACGAUUCAUUCCUAAACUACCACAAUACUUUUCAAAAUAUCUAUUAGUAUUCAAAUGUUAAGAUUCCUUUGAGAAUACCAAGACAAUGGUGUACAUUAGAAUAACAAAAAAAGCUAGUGAAAGGGAUUCUGGAAGUGUAGGCAUGAAAUGUCAUGCUUUAGCAGAACUUAACAUUUACUUGCCUCUUUUCUCCCCGAUACAUAUGACAUUUAGAAUUUGAAAAUUCUAUCAAAAUUAGGUCAACAUAUAUCAUGUAUAAACUUAGUAUUCCUGUGCUUAUAACUGCUACUUACUUAUCUUAAAUAUCUGCAAAAUUGAAGUGGUUUUAUUAUAUUUUUACCAUCUUUUAUCUUGAAACUCAUAUUUAUUUAAAUAAGCUUGCAUAAAGAUAGCAUACCCAAUCUAGACCAGGAAUAAACCACUAUGAUUAUAUCAGGAAAAGAAAAACAUGGUGCAUUCUGGUCUAACUUGGGUACAAAUACUAUACGUAUGAUAGACAAUCACCCUUACACAAGCCUAGAUUAGAACACUAUGGGUAUUUUAGAAAAUGUUGCAAGGUGCAUUCUGUUCUAGAAAACAAGGUGCAUUCUGGUCUAGCAUGGGUAUAAAUACUUACGCAAGCUAGGUUUGACAACACUAUGGAUAUUUUAAGAAAUAUAAAGCAAGGUGCAUUCUGGUCUAGCUUGGGUACAAAUACUUACGCAAGCUGGGUUCGACAACACUGGAUAUUUUAGGGAAUAUAAAGCAAGGUGCAUUCUGGCCUAGCUUGGGUACGAAUACAACUGUACUUAUGCAAGCUAGGUUCAACAACACUGGAUAUUUUAAGAAAUAUAAAGCAAGGUGCAUUCUGGUCUAGCUUGGGUAAAAAUACUCUAGGGUAUGAUAGACAGACACUCUACCCAAGAUAGACCAGGAAGCAAUAUGAUUUCCUUCAGUGUACAAGACAUAAGCUAUUUUUGAUCAUCCUCAAAUUAUUCUAGACAUCAUCUAACACACGAAUACCUCACCUCCUUCUUUUAAAUAUUAUAAAUUUUAUCCCCAUCCACCCUACCCUUCCUAACCUUAAGCUUAAUGCUACUCAUCCAACCUGCUUUCCAUGUCUUUUCUUACAGGCUCAAAAGAGUUUUAAAAUACUUUUGAUCGACAUGAAAAUAGUGCAAGAGGUAACUCAAAAUAUCAUGGGAAAAAGUGAAGGAAUAAAGGAAAGGGAUAGAGGUCUUGGUAGGAAUUAGUUGGUAGCAUGCCAUGAGAAGUAUUCACAGCCUCUAAUCUUUUCAUCCUUCAUGGUUUCACCAGCAUACACGUCCAAGAAUAAGUCAUCAAGUGGCGGUUCUGGGUCGUUCUUGGCUGCUAUGACACACUCUUCAAUAUGUGCUUUGGCUUCCUCCUCAAUUUUCUGGGAUGAAACAAAGUAAUGAAUGAAUAAAUACAUGUGAAAAGACAAGUUGUCACACUGGGGACUUAUGAAGCCAUAGGAAUAAAGUAACCUACCUUGAUAUCAUCAACAUCAGCCAGCCCUGAGUCCAGCAGAGUCUCUCUCAACCCUGUUAUGGGAUCCCUGGUUUUACGGAUAGUUUGGAUCUCAUCACGUGAGCGGUAGCUGAUGAAGCCAAAGAAAAAGUGUCAUCAGUUUAAACAAGGAAAUAAUACUCAAGGGAAUGACAUGGUCUGGAGAUUGCAACCCACAUACAUCACAAGAAUAAGAUUUGUUCAGGUCUCAAGGGUUAAAGGAAAAAACUAUACUCAAGGGAAUGACACAAGGUCUGGAGACUUGAUUGUAAAUCAAAUGGCUUGGACAUGGGAAUAACAUUUUGAGUCUCAAUCACAUUACUUUUCUUCUUGAGAUCCAUUAUUAAACAAAGAAACCAUUAUCAAGGGAAUGAGACAUUCUCGUCAGCUGUUGGUAGGCUAGUACAUACCUGGUUCCAGGGUCACUCAUACUGUGUCCAUAGUAACGAUCUGACCCAAUUUGCAGCAAACUUUGUCGCUUCCCUAACAGUCAAGAGGUCCAUGCCAUCAACCUGGAAGCAAAAAGAUUUGAUAAUGUGAUCUAUUUUUGAUGUAGUAGAACAGUUAACAAUAUUCUGGAACAGAUCUCAUAGAGAUUGCAAUCAAAAGCUGAAGGUGAUGGACUUGAAGCAAAAAAUUCACUACAAAAAUGAAUGAAUGAUGGCUAGAUGGAAAUAGGAUGAAUGAAUAAAUGAUUUAAAUGUAUAGAUGUAAGGGUGGAUGGAUGGAUGGAAGGUUAAAGAGGUAGAAAGGUAAUGGAUGGAUGUAAUGGAAGAAUGGAAGAAUGGGUGGGUGGAUGGAAGGGGUGAUAUAUGGAUGUGAUGGAUGGGUAGAUGGGUGAGGGACGUCAGUCGGGAGUAAUGGAUGAACAGAUGGACAGGAGAAGGAGAGGCAAGCAGUUGGACAGGUGGAUGGAUGGAUGGAGAGAUGGAACAGGUGAAUAGAUGGAUUUGAUGGAUGGGCAGAUGCGUGAGGAAAGGAAGUAGGCACUAAAUAGAUGGAUUUGUAUCCAGAUAGAUGGUUGGAUAAAUAGGGAAGGCAGGGAGAGAAGAAGUGGAAAUAGAGGAAAAUAUCUAAUUUCUUACCCAAAGGCCAGGAAUGAAAUCCCCCCUCUUAUAGUAGUCUGUAGUAGCGGCUGCUCUUUCCACAGCCGUACCCAUUCCAUAUCCAUUAUUCUCACAGACAAAAACACAAGGCAACUUCCACAGCUGAGCCAUGUUAUAGGUCUCAAACAACUGAAAAAUAACAGGAUUAUAAUAAGUUAUUUUACUGUAGUAUUCAAUAUUCUGUGAACUCAGAACUGCUUGUUGUGAAAUUGUUUUUUUACUGCCAACAGUCAAGGACAUAAAAGGUACCAACUUAUUAUUUUUGAUUGACUGCAGCAAAAAACAAAAUUUCAGCCUGCAGCUCGUAACAACCAAGUUCACAGAAUAUCAAAAACUGAGUAACGAAUAAUUAUUAUUAAUGGAGGACAAAAUACUUUAUUGUCAAAUGCAAUGAAAGAAAGUACAAUAGAAUGAAACAAAAUGGAAGGAAACU
Messenger RNA from Actinia tenebrosa (Australian red waratah sea anemone), 7477 nucleotides. RefSeq lists its product as uncharacterized. Gene Ontology annotation, molecular function: monoatomic ion channel activity; protein binding. Gene Ontology annotation, biological process: monoatomic ion transmembrane transport. NCBI's taxonomy places the organism in Eukaryota, Metazoa, Cnidaria, Anthozoa, Actiniaria, Actiniidae. Gene Ontology annotation, cellular component: membrane; transmembrane transporter complex. The record is from RefSeq and is a predicted model, not a curated record.